Spea bombifrons (plains spadefoot toad) is the source of this 2197-nucleotide messenger RNA. It is a transcript of the gene CD180, whose product is annotated as CD180 molecule. Gene Ontology annotation, biological process: B cell proliferation involved in immune response; positive regulation of lipopolysaccharide-mediated signaling pathway; cellular response to lipopolysaccharide. The record is from RefSeq and is a predicted model, not a curated record. Gene Ontology annotation, cellular component: extracellular matrix. Gene Ontology annotation, molecular function: protein binding. Bases 26 to 2017 code for a protein of 663 amino acids. Lineage: Eukaryota; Metazoa; Chordata; Amphibia; Anura; Pelobatidae. The transcript has 3 exons.
GGCACCAGCAGAACUCCGUGAAGUUAUGGAUUAUGCAUUUCAUUUAGUUGCACUGCUGACAGUGUGCCCCAUAUCCCACAAAGUGUCUGGAAUUACGCAAGAAGACGUAUGUCUCGAGGUGGUUGCCAAUGAGAGCUAUAGCUGUGAAUGGUUAGGACUGCAGAAUAUUCCCGAGAGCAUCCCAGCAACUACAGAAAUUCUGGAUUUCAGUUUCAAUUCCCUCUACGUUCUAUACAAUUCGACCUUCAGCCGACUGAGGAACCUUAAGCAUUUAGAUUUGACAAGAUGCAACAUUAACUGGAUAUAUGACAAUGUGUUUUUACAUAACACGCAACUCAAUACAUUGGUACUGAUUGGAAAUCCUAUAUUGUUCAUCAAAGAUUUAGCAUUUUCUGGAGCAGUGUCAUUAAAUCACCUCUUCAUGGAGCAAACCUCUAUAACAAGUUUAUCGCAUGUACUCUUAAAAGACUUGGAUAAUCUGGAGACUUUGAGUUUAGGUAAUAAUUUUAUUUCUUCUGUGGAGCUUCCAAACACCUUCCAAACGAGGAACCUCAGAGUUUUGGAUUUUCAGUUUAAUGGCAUUAAUAAAAUAUUGGCAGCAGAUAUGGAAAUGCUAAAGAAGGUUGAAAAUUUAAGUCUAAUCUUAAAGGGCAACAAUAUCAAUUUUAUAGAACCAAACUCUUUCAACUCAAGUAAAUUGCACAUUCUGGAUUUGACUUCUUGCGCCACGAAUACUGAUUUGUCUGUCCUUAUAGAUGGGCUUAAUGGCCUAUCUACCAACAUUCUUAAAAUCGGGUCAUUUGAAGACGUCAAAACGAAGAACACAGUUUCUCCAUACACAUUACGUGGGCUCUGCAAUAUCUCCAUGAAGGCAGUGAGCUUACAGCACGCAGAUCUAGAUGACUUGUCAUCGGAUAUGUUUUUCUGCUUCCCCAAGGUCCAGAAGUUAGAUCUAACAAACACUUAUAUUAAAUCGUUUCCUAUAUUUAAUAACUCACUAACAGAACUAAUAUUAAAUCACAACAAAAUAGGAAGUCUUUGUGAUAUACAUUCUGAUGGGUUCACAUUGUUGAAGAGUCUUCAUAUAAAAAGAAAUCAAAAUGAAAUGAGUUUGGGGGCUUCUUGUCUAAAGCAUCUCUCCUCGCUACAAUAUCUGGAUUUAAGUCACAGUAACAUCGCAUCGUCAAGCAACUGUUGCAGUAGUCAGUUUAGUGGUCUUACUAGCUUGAAAUACCUUAAUCUCAGUUACAAUAAUAUACAGAUAUUCUUUGAACUAGCCUUUUCAGAUAAUGAUAAGCUUGAAGUCCUGGAUUUAGCCUAUACUCCCAUAACUAUUAAUGGCUCUGUUGGUCCAUUCAACAAUUUAAAGCUUCUAAGUGUUAUGAACUUGUCCCAUAGUCUUGUUGACGUAACCAAUGAACAUUUACUGCAGGGUCUUCGUAAUCUCGUCUACUUGAACCUGGAAAAGUGUGUUUGUCAAUCAGGGGUUAUCAACACUAGUCUCUUCUCACAUGCUCUGAAUUUAGAAAUCCUAAUUCUGUCCUCAUGUAAGAUAAAAGCCAUAGAAGAACAAGCAUUUUCCACCCUGAAGAAGUUGGUUUAUAUAGAUCUUAGUGGAAACAUGCUUACUGUAUUUAGCAUCAAUAUAUUUGGAGAGCUCAGUCACAUACACCUAAAUUUAGCAUUUAACAUGAUUACCACCAUACAAUUAGAAUCUGUCAGCAAUGUGUCUGGUACAAGUAUAAUCAAUUUAAGUCACAAUCCACUAGAUUGCUCGUGCGCCAACAUCCAGUUCAUAUUGUGGUAUAAAGAAAACAUUCACAUCUUUGAAGAUACUAUAAGCACUUUGUGUUGGUCUCCUCAAUCAUCAAAUGGGAAAGAACUUUCUAAAUUAAUAAUAAUUUGUAAGAUCUCCUCCGGUUAUAUAUUUCUUAUAACCGUUUCAUUUAUUCUGAUUAUCAUCGCUUUAAUAUUAGCUGCAAGAUAUUAUCGGAAAAAGAGAUACGCUUCAAUUUAGCUUGUGAGUCCCUCGAUACAUGUCAAUUAUGUUGUUUACUACAGCAGUUUUAAGUAAGUUUUACAUUGAGACAUAAUUCAACACAACAAAAAAUCUUAAAACUCAUGAUUUAUGAUUACAGACAGAAUCACAAACUCCUAUGAACAGUUUGCAUAAUACAAAGCCAGCAACAUUUUGGGG